This is a messenger RNA of Serpula lacrymans var. lacrymans S7.9, 1005 nucleotides long. RefSeq lists its product as uncharacterized. Lineage: Eukaryota; Fungi; Basidiomycota; Agaricomycetes; Boletales; Serpulaceae. The transcript is spliced from 2 exons. Bases 1 to 1005 code for a protein of 334 amino acids. The record is from RefSeq and is a predicted model, not a curated record.
AUGUUGUCGCAACCAGAUAUAAACAGUCUGCUGCACAACAUGCGUACACAGAUUCAGGCGUUAACAAAUCAGCUCACCGAGAUUCAGGCUGCCCCAGCAGCAAAAUCUAUGGUUGAGCGAAAGUUCAACAAGAAAGUCGAGAUUGUCGCUGACCCCAGCGCUUUCCAAGGAGAUAGGGCGCGAUUUGCCGAAUGGUGGAUCAAGCUCCAGAUUUGGAUCAAAGCGAAGGAUGUGUUUGCUGAUGAUUUUGAAAUAGCGACGGCUGUGCUGUCAAGACUGAAAGGACCUGUGGCGGGUCGAUACGCCCAAGUAAGAAUGCAGGAGUGCUGUACAGCGGGAGUGUGGCCUACUUGGGAUGAUCUCAAAGUCGAGAUCAAAAAAUACUUCAAACCCCAAGCUGAGCAUGACUUGGUGCGUCAGCAAAUCCGUACCUUCAAACAAGGAAACAUGAGGAUGGAUGACUUUGUUACCCGGUUCCUGGCCUUCUCCAUCCAAGGGGGUCUAGGCAAUGAACAUGCAGUAGAGUUGUUGGAGCGCAAUGCAUCACCGGUUAUUGCCCGACAGCUCUACAUACAAGAUAUGCGGAGUGAGAACCUUGCAGCAGCUGCUGAGGAGGUUCAAAAAAUUGGUAGGGCCAUAGAGCUCUACGAUAUGCUAUUUGGUGGCGGGUCCACCACCAAAAACAAUGUUCCCCAGAGGCACCCUGGCCAGGACAGGGUGCUCCUAUGGAUAUUGGUGCAGUCCAAGGCGGACAGAUGCGCAGAUUCAAGGGCAACUGUUACAACUGUGGCCAAGAGGGACACAUGUCCCAAGAUUGCAGAAAAGGGGCGCAGGCCGCCCAACAAAAAAAAUAACCAAGGGCGACAGGCGCGCCAAUUAGAAACAGAAAAACCGGACGAUUGGCUCCAGACUCUGGCCGGUCGUUCAUACAACGAGAUCCGGGCCUUCUUUUACGACCAGCAGGUCACUGAAAUAAAGACCCAGGGAAAAGAGUUUGGAGCUUAG